Messenger RNA from Camelina sativa (false flax), 813 nucleotides. RefSeq lists its product as uncharacterized. NCBI's taxonomy places the organism in Eukaryota, Viridiplantae, Streptophyta, Magnoliopsida, Brassicales, Brassicaceae. Gene Ontology annotation, molecular function: RNA-DNA hybrid ribonuclease activity; nucleic acid binding. The record is from RefSeq and is a predicted model, not a curated record.
AUGGAGGAGGAGGAUAUAAAUCAUGCCAUCUUUCUAUGCCCGCCGGCCCGACAAGCCUGGGCUUUAGCUCAUGUACCAGUGAGGCCGCAACUCUUUCCGACGAGCUCUGUAUAUGCUAAUGUUGAUCAUUUUCUAGAUCCCAUAAGUCCGGGUUCACAGGUUCAGGUUUUUCCUUGGAUGAUGUGGUAUAUUUGGAAAACUCGAAACACCCGUGUUUUUGAAAACCAGGCUGAACGUCCUGAUGAGGUUGCCCGGGUGGCGGAGGGUGAGGCUUUGUCCUGGCAGGAGGCUCAGGUAGAUGUCGAGGGGGAGGAGUUUCCCUCCACUACUACGGGUCUAACACCUGGGUAUAGAAGGGGUUUAUCUCUUCCUACGAUUUUUAUGGGACAGAGAUGUUAUGUUGACGGCUCUUGGAAAGCGACAGAUGUUUUUGCCGGUGCAGGAUGGUGUUGUAUUUCAUCAGAAGGAUCGCCCCCAAUGCUUGGAGCGACAAAUUUCCGGCGAAGUUUAUCCCCGUUACAUGCAGAAGUUAAAGCCUUCAUCUGGGCGAUGCGAUGUAUGAUUGGACAUGACUUCCGGGAUGUGGCUUUUCUUACCGACUGCUCCGACUUGGUGAAGAUGGUGUCUUCCCCAACUGAUUGGCCAGCUUUUGCAACAUAUUUAGACGACAUUCGGAUCGACAGGGAGGAGUUUUCUUCUUUCUCUUUGAUUUAUGUUUCUCGUAAUGCUAAUGUACGAGCAGAUUCUUUAGCACGUCAAGCGCGUGUGUCUCUGCAUCAUGUUUUGUUUGUAUACAAUUUUCCUCCUAAUUGA